This is a messenger RNA of Necator americanus (New World hookworm), 888 nucleotides long. RefSeq lists its product as uncharacterized. The transcript has 9 exons. Lineage: Eukaryota; Metazoa; Nematoda; Chromadorea; Rhabditida; Ancylostomatidae. The record is from RefSeq and is a predicted model, not a curated record. Bases 1 to 888 code for a protein of 295 amino acids.
AUGAAGCAGCGGAUACUGCUCCUUCUGUGUCUAAUUACAACAUCAGUUUCACCUCUUUCACAAUCGGAAUUGUCGGCACCAUUGGAGAAGUCGCAACGAACCGCUGAAACUCGAUCACGAGAGUUUGCAAAACUGCAAGGUGACGAUGCUGAACUGGUAGCCAAGUACAAAUCUGUGGUCGCGAAGGACAUGAGAGGUCGCAAAAGAAAUCCGUUUUCAAAUUUUGGAGGAAGUUAUGGAUCUUUCGGCGGACGCGCCGGACCCUUCGGAGGAUUCAAUGGAGGAUACGGUAUGGGAGGAUACGGCGGCGGUGGAGAUGACUAUGGCAACGGUGGUGGGGGAUACGGAUUCCCGUACGGUGGAGGCUACAAUGGAGGUUAUGGUGGUGGAAAUGGCGGUGGAUAUAGUCCUGAUUUUGGUGGCUACGGUGGAUACGGUGGCGGGGGUUAUGGAGGAAUGGGAGGUGGUCCUGGCGGUUAUGUUCCGUUGGAGCAAAACAACCCGUGUCUGGAUGAUCGUGUUAUACGAAGUGACGCAGUGUUUCAAUGGAUGGGUGGCUUUGGCGGCGGAGACUAUGGUGGCGGUUAUGGCAACGGUGGCAUGAUGGGGGGCGGAUACGGAGGUGAUGGUUAUGGCGGUGGGGGUUUCGGUGGUGGAAUGGGAGGGCCAAUGGGCGGAUUCGGAGGCGGCUACGGAGGUGGCUAUGGAGGUGGUUAUGGUCCCAUGGGAAAUGGCGGAUACGGUGGAAUGGGAGGAGGAGAUUAUGGUGGCGGAUACGGCGGUAGCCCAUACAGUGGAGGUGGAGGUGGUUACGGAGGCGGAGGCGGUUACGGAGGUGACAUGAUGGGAGGAGGCGGAGGAUGUCCUGGAGGAGGAUGUCGUGGUUAA